GAAGCAAUGUUCUAUCGAGAUACGAUUCACAUUGUAGUGGUAUAAAAACUAAGAUCAUCUCGUAGCUAUUCGGCUCGGAUACUAGACUAUCUUAUCAAUUGUGACUAUCAUCUCCUGCCACCCGCAUACUUAUGCAAAGCAGAAUCACAAUCCUGCAUAAUGGAGUGGCGCAUCAAUGGAGAAUUACCCCGGGUGACGAUCCAAGGCCCACACGAUACUGAGGAAUCAUCUUCAGAGGAGAAAAACAUCACGAACGGGGAGCUGGAGUCGUUCAUGUCAUAUCAGGGUUCUACUUUUGAUAUGGAUACAUUCUUACAGAACAAUCUAGAUAUCAAUUCUCAAUGGCAAAUGAUGGACCCGGUCCUUCCGCCCCAAUCCGUUGGAGAGACAAGCAAUGGCCCUUGGGCAUUUGAUACAGCUAACGAUAACUUUUCAAGUACUUACUUCCCGGAGGCAGCUGAGAUGGACACCUCUUUCAAUGGAUGCAAUACUUUUGGUGAUCAUCUACCAAAUUCCGAGUCUGACGGCUGGCUUACAUCAUUUUUUGAGUCACCCGAGUCGAUACUUGGCCCCUCUUUGGAAGAUACCUCGUAUACAGAGCCGCAAUUGCCCUGUGAGCUUGAUCAACCUAAAAUUCAGAUGUCUUUUGAGAAUACGGGCCUGGAUAGUGGUGCAUCUAAAAAAGACUCGCCAAUUGGCGAGAUUAAAAAGGAGGUGCCCGAAUCGGUACCAUCAGAGCCUCGGACAGAACCCUCCAAUACUGAAGAUCAGGCAACCCUGCCCCUUAAUGGAUCAACUGUAGCAACUCCUCAAAACAUGGAAGACUGUUUGAUAAACUUUCACAGUGGAGUAAAAGCGCCGAAGAGAAAGAGAAAGGAGUUCAAUCGAAGGGAAAAGUUGAAAGUCCAUUUGGUUAGACAAGCUGGAGCGUGCCAAAGUUGUCGAGCUCGUAAGGUCGAGUGCACAUCUGAUGGCGUUUGUGAUCGAUGCUUCAAGUUGGCAGGCGAUCCACUUAUGGCUCGACAAAUUUGCAUCCGACAUAAAUUGAAAGAUGUAUACCUUGGAGUUACAGACGUUCAAACCAGAUUGCUCACAUCUGGGAAAGCGCAAGUAUAUCAGCUACUUAAUGCACUUGAAGGACAUAUGGCAAAAGUUGAACUUCGCGCCGACUGUUCCAUGGCGAAUUUUCCAUGCCGCUCGCUUCCUUGCAAAGUGAUGGUCUGUAGAUCUGAGGAUUUCUGCCGGUGGAGAAGUUUGACAAAAAUGAACGGUGUUUACAUAACGCACAAGUCGUUGCGAGAUAAGACAUAUCUAGUCGUACCAGACUCCCUACCUACCGUUGAUGAAUUGGAUUUCUUCGGCCGGGAAAUCCUAUUAUCUUCUCCCGAGAGCCACUCUGGUAAAAUAACACACAUUUUGGAUAAAUUCCUCUACAUCUAUUGCAAACAAUAUUUUGGGUCACAUCUAGCAUGUCUGUGUAAUGCCGCAUUCAGAAUCACGAGCUUGAACAGCCUUGUCUUCUAUGGAGUGGCAAAUAUUCACUGCCAUCCUCAUGGCCAACUUGAUGUAGUCAACACAAUCAAUGACACUUUCUCCCCAGAUACUGUCCGUGAACAGGUCCGCCUUAAAGCUUCUGAGGGUCUCGAAGAAUCUGAAAAGUAUUUCUUUUCUGAAAUUGAGAAUCUCUGCAAGAAGUCUGCAAGCAACAAACAAACGCGUGUCAUUGCCGGUAUAUGUUUGUUAAGACUGAUGCUCUUCUACCGGGAACGCGUCGUACGAAUCGAUUUGAGAUCUAACCUUCCGAGAUGCAAGACAGAUGAAGACCUAAAAAAUUGCAUUCACCCAGGGAAAACAGAUCCUCAAAAACGAUCCGAACAGUGUGGGUUCAUGUAUAAGCAAUUGGCCGUGGCAUUCAGCACUCUUUGUAGAGGUGACAAUACACCACUGACCACUGAGUGGGAAGCUGAAGCUGCUGGAAGAGUAGCUCCAGAUGCUCCCAUGCUUGCAAAUACUUUCUCGGAACUUAAGAUCGCAUACACGGAAUUCUGCGAAAAGAAUUUGACCCAUAGGGAUGAUGAUGUGUUCAAGACUUUGAUUGUCGAUCCAGCUGAGAAAGAGAGGGAACGGGUAGCGAAGAAGCAAUCGAAGCCGCUCAAAGUUCGGAAACAGCCCAAGGGAUGAGAAUAACAUUCGAUUCCACAGUCGACCUUGAUUAACUUCAUGGCAAACUGCUCUCCUCCCGACUCUAUGGGGCUCGUAGCAGCGUUAUCCAUUGGAAGUUUGUUCGUGUUGAUGCUUUCAAAUCUUGGCACGUGUUUAUCUGCUCAAAAUCCAGGAAGGUUGGCUCCAGCUGGUUUGAAUUUAUUUUGGCUUUAUUGUACCAUCAAGAGUUCCCAUUGAGAAUUUUUACCCGAAUUCGCCACCAAUCUAAAUAAACCAGGAGCAUACCUAUCCCACAUUCUACAGCCAUGAUACUACCGAGAGUGAAACCGAUACUUCCUCUUCUGGUCGAUUGUUACAAGACAUGCCUUCUACCGCACAACACAAAUGACAACUAAACCUCCGACUUCAACGAUCUUUGUCAUUUAAAAAUACAUCAUCCAAGCUCAAAUAGUCGGAGAGAAAGAAUCUAUGCAAUUGUGUGCCGGGACACAUACUAUCUGGGAAGUGAGAGGCGAACAUCCGUACUUUUGAGGCAUCGGCCAAUUUCGACAUUCCAAAAUUAACUAUACUAUUUGAACACUGUUCUGUGACAGGAACUGCGGUGGGAGACGUUAUUGAUAGUACAACUGGUGGCUGGAAACUCUGGACAUGAAAAAACUGUUAGAAUAUAUGUCUUCGCAUUAAUUUUCUGCUGUUACAGUACUUCCAGAGCUUAAAUAAGUUAAACCGAAUCACAAUGAUAGGGAGGAUAUACAUGUAUUUACCUUGACCUAUCUAGACAACCAUAUUAGCAGAGAUGCAAUCAUCAAAUCGAAUUGUAGAAUAAUGGUUCA
Botrytis cinerea B05.10 is the source of this 2996-nucleotide messenger RNA. RefSeq lists its product as hypothetical. The transcript has 5 exons. Bases 160 to 2181 code for a protein of 673 amino acids. NCBI's taxonomy places the organism in Eukaryota, Fungi, Ascomycota, Leotiomycetes, Helotiales, Sclerotiniaceae. The record is from RefSeq and is a predicted model, not a curated record.